Molecule: messenger RNA, 1753 nt
Organism: Sesamum indicum (sesame)
Lineage: Eukaryota; Viridiplantae; Streptophyta; Magnoliopsida; Lamiales; Pedaliaceae
Molecular function (GO): DNA-binding transcription factor activity
Source: RefSeq, a predicted model, not a curated record
GAGAACAUACGAAAUUAGUUCCUCAAAGUUUCUCUGUUUUUGGCAAGCAUCAAUCUGGCAGCCAGCCCUCCGCCGCGGCGCUUGGUCCACACCAGGCGUCGCCGCCACCAGCACCCCCGUAUUUCCCGCCAGAAAAUUCUGAAUGGCCAACUCAUCCACCGAAUUCACAUUUCACGACCCAUUCCGGGAAAUCCCGAGCACGGAACCGUCUUCAUCCUUCUUUGUUGAAAAUCCUACUCUUGGCCCUUCUAACCUUCCAUCGCACAGCGAGCAGAAUCCUUUGAAUUGGCCGGAUCAUCAUCUGGGCUCCGAACUGAAUGAUAUUUUGGACCCAGAGGAUCCAUUUUCUGAUCCUGUUAUUUGGGCUUUCUGCAAUGCUCCUGGUGAUGUUCCCGGAUCCUCUGGUGCUGGCCCUUCCAGGUUCCCUGGAGAAGGCUGCAGUACCCAUGGCAUUCUUGAAAAUCCAGUUUCCGGAGAUCAAUCACUGCCACUUCCACUCGUUUCUGUUCCUCGAACUCAGUAUAACUGCAUUUGCUGUCAAGUACUUCGAGAGAUUACUCAUACUAACGGCAUGAAUGUGAAGAGGCUUGAAAUCCACGGAAGAUUUGGAGUAAUUACUCAUGCAGUUCUUGGGGAGUAUGAUUUUGAUUCAUCUUUUCAGGGCCAGGAGUUCCAGAUGUUCGAUUUUCAGGAGGAGAGCAUGCAGAUUGUGAAGAAGUUCUUGAUCCGAUAUUUUGAGGCGUGUAAACAAGAGGGCUAUAGUACACUGCAAGAUCCUCUCUCGACUUUCUACGACGCCUUAUGCGUUGGAUUGAAUAAUGAAUGUGACGAUCCAAAUGAUUUUCUUCAAUUAUCACCAGAAAAUGCAGGUGAUUUCCUGAAUAACCAACAAGAAACGUUGAGGCAACCGGAAUGCGGAAGCAGCCAAGGGGGGUUCAUGAAGAUCCCUCUAUCGAUGCAGAGGGAGAGAACUAGAAAACUGAAGCUAAAGGACUUUGUACAUUACUUUGAUCUUCCAAUAGAGGAUGCUGCCAAGAAAAUGAACAUAUGCCCGACGGUGCUGAAGAAGGUAUGCCGCAGAAAUGGAGUGUUAAGAUGGCCUUACAGAAAGAUAAAAAGUAUAGAGAGAAAAAUAUCCAAGAAAGUGAAGAUAUUAGAUGCGGGUGAUGGUGGGGAGAAAGCACGGGCUCUAGAGGAUAUACAAAGGCAUCAGCAAGAACUUGCCAAGGUUUAUGAAGCAUUCAAUCAGUAGCAGCACUUUGACAGAACACUUAUAUUUGUUUAUAUAUAAUUAUGUUUUUUCGUGUUCUCUAUUUGUUCAAACACACAAGUAGGAUUGUGAAAUCAAAAAGCUUUUGUUAUUUCCUAUUGAAAUUAUCCUUGUAUGCUUAUUCAUUCUUAAGAUGAGCACAUAUGAAUAAAAAACUUGUGUGGGCUGGUGUAAUAUAUCAACAGCGUGAGCAGACUACUGUCGAACAGAGACAUGCUUCAUCAAAGACAUACCAAAGAAACAAAAAUAGUCAAGAACAGAACAUGGUCGUCAACUGGGGUUGCCCAGAAUCCAAAUUGCACAUCCAAGUUCAUUCUGUACAAAAAUGUCUUACAACAAUAGGGGAAAAUCUGAAAGGGAGCUAUUCUUGGCUCAAGAAAACAACUGUUCUCAGAUGCAUGUAUCACCAAGAAUGACGACUGCCUAUUCGCAUCUUCCUACGGAAAGGUCUGCAAGCUUCAAUGCUAAGAUCAACGGCAGCUG